Sander lucioperca (pikeperch) is the source of this 5364-nucleotide messenger RNA. RefSeq names its product N-deacetylase/N-sulfotransferase (heparan glucosaminyl) 1a (gene ndst1a). The record is from RefSeq and is a predicted model, not a curated record. NCBI's taxonomy places the organism in Eukaryota, Metazoa, Chordata, Actinopteri, Perciformes, Percidae. Gene Ontology annotation, cellular component: Golgi apparatus. Gene Ontology annotation, molecular function: heparan sulfate N-sulfotransferase activity; deacetylase activity. The transcript is spliced from 15 exons. The coding region runs from base 752 to 3421 and encodes 889 amino acids.
AUGCAUGUAUGCGCAUAUUAGAGACAAAAAUGUGCCGUGCUGGCGCCUCCUGUCGACAGUUAUGGGCUACUGCCAGUGCACUGAGCUGCAGAAAGAGAGGGGCAUUCUCAGAUUUCCCGAUUUCUCCCAGCCGAGCCGAGUCCGCUUUGCCGCUUCCACAUCACGGCCGACAGCAAAACCGAGACGACGUUGACGACGACAUGCGUCCAGUGUGCUUCAAUCCCGUAACUAUCCCAACCGGACUGUGUUGCUCCAUAUCCACCUAGACUCAAACAAGGUGAGGAGAUUCAAUCCUAAGGGAAUGGUGCUGCUGAGAUGACCUGCAUGACAUUGCUUUUCUCAAGAGAUCAUUCUCCAAUCAAAAGAGCAGAGGGAAAUCUACCUGGGACAUGGUUGGGAGGUUCACAUGAUGGACAGGUGAUGGAGUCUUCCAUCAUCUUUCUCCACCAGUGACUCGGCCUGCCAGCCCUCCCUUUGAGGCAGAAGUGUGUACCAGCGGUCCAAGGCCCCCUAUUUCUCUGCCAUGGUGACAUAAGCAGCGCUGCAAUAUGAGGGAGAGCCAACGUGAGACCGUGUCAUUUCUUUCUCCAGUAGCUGCUGCAGCUGCUAUCUUCACACCGUUUGUGUUUGGCUCCAUAACAAGACUGACCUUGUUGUGAAUAAUCUCUGCUCGCCGUUUUUUUUACCCUCACCGAGCGAGACUGUCCCCGUGUUGCUGGGCUGCUGGGGCGGAGCGGUGUGGCGUGAGACGAUGCUUGGAUGCGUGACACGCCUCCGUCGGCUGGUCCGUCUCCUCCCACUGCAGACCUCCCUCCUCCUCCUCUUCCUCUUCUGCACUGUCAGCGUCUGCAUCUCGGCCUACUUCCUCUAUGGCGUCAAGCGGGAGCUGGAGCCGUCGGGAGGGGGCGUGUCCGGGGCAGAUGGCGCAUCCGCCGACUCGGACGACCCGAGGGUUACUCCGUCCCGGCUACUACCUUUACGGGGCGUCUCAGGGGGACCUGGGAUGGAUCCCGGAGGGGCCAGGACAGAUCCUGUAGUUCUGGUGUUUGUGGAAAGCCAGUAUUCUCAACUGGGUCAGGAGAUUGUGGCCAUCUUGGAGUCUGGCCGGUUCAGGUACCGGACUGAGAUCUCUCCUGGUAAAGGGGACAUGCCCACAUUGACAGACAAAGAGAGAGGGCGUUUCGCACUGGUGAUUUAUGAGAACAUUCUCAAGUAUGUUAACUUGGACGCCUGGAACCGAGAGCUGCUGGACAAGUACUGUGUGGAAUAUGGAGUGGGCAUCAUUGGCUUCUUCAAGGCCAAUGAAAACAGUCUGCUCAGCGCACAGCUGAAAGGCUUCCCCCUCUUUCUUCACUCUAACUUGGGUCUGAAGGACUGCGUUGUCAACCCCAAGUCCCCCUUGCUCUUUAUCACUCGAUCGGGGCAGCCCCUGCCAGGUCCCCUCCCCGGGGAUGACUGGACCGUUUUCCAGUCCAACCACUCAACGUAUGAGCCCGUACUGCUGGCCAAGACCCAGUCAGCUGAGAGUGUUGCAUCGAUGGGACAGAAUGCUGCUCUGCUCCCGUCGGUGGUGCAGGACCUGGGGCUCCAUGAUGGUAUCCAGAGGGUCCUGUUCGGCAACAACUUGGUCUUCUGGUUGCACAAGCUGGUGUUUGUGGACGCUGUGGCCUUUCUGACGGGGAAGAGGCUCUCGUUGUCCCUGGAGCGCUACAUGCUGGUGGAUAUAGAUGACAUCUUUGUGGGCAAAGAGGGCACACGCAUGAAGGUGCUUGAUGUUAAGGCCCUGCUGGAGACACAAAGGGAGCUGCGCACCCAUGUGCCCAACUUCACCUUCAAUCUGGGCUUCUCAGGGAAAUUCUUUCACGCUGGAGCUGAUGAGGAAGACCUGGGAGAUGACCUGCUGCUUUCCUACGUGAAGGAGUUCUGGUGGUUUCCUCACAUGUGGAGCCACAUGCAGCCCCAUCUAUUCCACAACCAGUCCGUGCUGGCCGAGCAGAUGUUGCUCAACAAGAAAUUUGCCAUGGAGCAUGGGAUCCCCACUAAUAUGGGCUAUGCGGUGGCGCCCCACCACUCUGGCGUCUACCCUGUCCACAUGCAGCUGUACGAUGCCUGGAAGAAGGUGUGGGGCAUUAAGGUCACCAGCACAGAGGAAUACCCACACCUGAAGCCUGCUCGCUUCCGGCGAGGUUUUAUCCACAGCGGCAUUAGCGUGCUACCCAGGCAGACGUGUGGUCUUUUCACACACACCAUCUUCUAUAAAGACUACCCAGGCAGUCCGAAUGAACUGGACAAGCUGAUCAAUGGAGGAGAACUCUUCCUCACUGUUUUGCUGAACCCUAUUAGUAUCUUCAUGACUCAUCUGUCCAACUACGGGAACGAUCGUCUCGGCCUGUACACCUUUAAAAGCCUGGUGACGUUCCUCCAGACGUGGACCAACCUGAAGAUGCAGACCCUGCCACCUGUUCAGCUGGCUCAGAAGUACUUCAGCCUGUUUCCCUCUGAGAGAGAUCCACUAUGGCAGGAUCCUUGUGAGGACAAAAGGCACAAGGACAUCUGGUCCAAAGAGAAAACAUGUGACCGCUUCCCCAAACUGCUCGUCAUCGGGCCUCAGAAGACAGGGACGACAGCGCUCUACCUGUUUCUUGGCAUGCACCCUGACCUGACCAGUAACUACCCCAGCAAGGAGACCUUUGAGGAGAUCCAGUUCUUCAAUGGGCACAACUACCACAGAGGCAUUGACUGGUAUAUGGAGUACUUCCCUCUGCCCUCCAACACCAGUUCAGACUACUACUUUGAGAAGAGUGCCAACUACUUUGAUUCUGAUGUGGCUGCUCAGAGGGCUGCAGCUCUCCUGCCCAAAGCCAAGAUCAUCACCAUCCUCAUCAACCCAGCGGACAGAGCUUACUCCUGGUACCAGCACCAAAGAGCCCACGAUGACCCGGUAGCGUUGAAAUACUCCUUCCACAACGUCAUCACCGCAGGCCACGACGCUCCAGUCAAACUACGGGUCCUCCAGAAUCGUUGUCUGGUGCCAGGCUGGUACGCCAUCCACCUGGAGCGCUGGCUCAACUACUACCACUCCAGCCAGUUGUUAGUCUUGGAUGGGCAGAUGCUGAAGACUGAACCUGCUUCAAUCAUGGAUAAAAUCCAGAAGUAUCUGGCCCUGGUCAACGUCAUCAACUACCACAAGAUCCUAGCGUUUGACCCUAAGAAAGGCUUCUGGUGUCAGCUGCUGGAGGGAGGAAAGACCAAGUGUUUGGGGAAGAGUAAAGGGCGCAGGUACCCUGACAUGGACCCUGAGUCCCAGGGCUUCCUCAGGGAGUACUAUAGGGAUCACAACAUUGAGCUGUCCAAGCUGCUCUACAGGAUGGGUCAGCCGCUGCCCAGCUGGCUCAGAGAAGAGCUGGUCCACACCAGGUAGCAGCACCACAGGGGGAGACCACAGCUCCACACACUGAACCACUGCUCCGCCCUGCUGGGGAACUCUGCCCGAGUGGCCUGAAAUGUUGAAGAUCCCAAAUAGUUUUGAAAGAGACUGAAAUAUAUCCAAAUUAGAGGAUGGGAUACCCAACCAGAACUCAAAACGCAACUGUGAUCUUCCCAAAUGAACAGGACAACAUUGGAUGGUGAGCAACGAGAGAGUGUAGUUGCUUUCAGCAGCUGAUAGCGAUCCCCUCCCUCCCUGAGCUUCGAGAUGCUGUUACUCCCCUGCAGGACAAACCAGGACCAUGGAUGCCCUAAAACUGGCCUCCGCUGUGUCCUGCAGAAGAAGGAAAGGCUCGAUGACGCACAACAGGGACCUUGAGGGUUUGAUAAUCACGUCCGUGCUCUCCUAAUCAAUCCUUCUCUGCUUCGCAUGAACUUCAUCUCGAAAAUCAAAGGAAGGAAAAAAAAAAACGUCUGAAGCUUGAGCAGUCGUAAGUUUCAGCUCUGGGAAACAGGUGGAAGCAAUGAUCACGACAUCACCUGUGUCUCCAGCUAUGAGUUGUGGUGUUAGGAGCACAUUAAAACAGGCAACUUAACAUUAACUUAAAUGGAUGACAGCCUGAUUGACAGAGAGACAUUGGUUGCAAAUGCCUUUGACAUAAGUAAGUGUUUGUAUGAGAGGAGAUGAAAUGGGACAUCUGGAGUCUUGACUCAGGCUGCAUGUUGUAGCCUUACUCGAUAGGCUUUGGUAGAAUCUAGUUAUCGCAUUUACAAGUGCCAGGACAGAAUCUUCAUUAAAAUAUUACCACGUGGACUUUUGAGGGUUCGUUUUUUUUUUUUUAAGGUUUUAUGUCUUCUUUUCUCAGAUUUUGUUUUAACGUAUCUAUAAUGCUGACAGCAAUGCAUUAUUGUAGAAUGUACCAAAACUAAACAUCUUAGCUCAGUUUUCUCAUAUAGGCCAGGUGUAUACAACACUUGUUUGUUCAAACUGUUCGGCUCAGCCUCCUCUGUAGUCAGUUCCAUGACCAUUAAAUUGGCUAGAGAAGGUACAGUAGGAUAGAUGUUGAUAGCACAAUAUUUAAGGCACUCAAGUGGACAUCGAUUCUGAACAUACAGGUUACUGGAAAGCACACUAACAAAAUGCAUCCUACUACAAUCUGUGAAGAAGAUCAUAAGCUAGCUACUGUAUGUUUAAUUACACACUCUGGUCAUAGAGAUUUAGAUAGUGUACAGAACAAGAUUGCUCAUUUCAAAUCUGUUUUCAGCAUUGAAUUUUUAAUUUUGUUGUUGUCAAAACUGUAUAUUUUGUCUUUAUAUUUUGUUUCAUUUCCUUUAGUAGUGGAGUUUAAUUUUGGGGUAAAAAGCUGUCUCUGGGAAAAAGCGUUUAAAGUUGCCAGGCAAACCAACAGUAGGCCCAGUGAGACCAUACAGACGUUUGGUUGUCGGUCAAGGUGUUACCACUGCAACUAGAUGUCAAGCAUAGAUAACAAAAAGCUGCUCUUAUUGCAAUAGUUUUGUACAAUGUUCUGAUGUAAUAACAAUGCACAUGUUGGUCCUUUAUUUCAUGACUUUGUAAUGUACAUAAUACGCAACCCUCGGUAUACCUAAAUUAUUGAAUGUGUUUGGGUUUACACUCUCCAUCAGCACAUUCCCAUAGUGUGAAAUGUCAGUGCUGUACUGAGGGGAGUUUGGAUUACUUCAUCAUGCGGAGCUGUGUCGCUAAGAUUGUUUCCUCUCAUGUCCUCUCACUGCCAACUAUUGUACACAGGUACUGAGUCUCUCCAUAUAAAGUAUUAAGUGAUAACAUAACGGCAAUGAUGGUACUAAUCUCCUGGACUGUAUGAUAAAGAUUUGUAAUUGUUGUCAAUAAUUUUUACAGUGUAACUAAUAUUGUCGGUGCUUUUUAAUUUGCAAAUAAAACACCACUGUAUUUUUCAA